Messenger RNA from Macrosiphum euphorbiae (potato aphid), 582 nucleotides. The record is from the annotation of a GenBank genome assembly. Lineage: Eukaryota; Metazoa; Arthropoda; Insecta; Hemiptera; Aphididae.
AUGGCUGUACAAAAUAUUUCUGAUGUGUCCCAUACACUAACAAUAUUAGAAGACGAUUAUCUCUCUCAAUUUAUAACAACUAAUAGUGAAAAUAAAUGUAAGAACAGUGUUGUACAGCUUACUGCAGAAGAGCAGUUGAAAAAAUUGAAUAAAGGAUUGGAAUAUGUAGACCAACUUAUAUGUGAUCAGACUUAUGAUAACCAUGAAGAAUUAUUUAAUCAAGUGACUUGGACUGAAAAUUUAGAAUCUAUUAUAAAUGAAAUAUCAUCCCAAAUCCAGAACUUGCAAUCAUCAAUUGAACUACUAAAAUGUAAAAUUGUAGAUUUAUUCGUUAAAGUUCAAACUCAAGUUAUCAUACUGAAUAGGUUACAUGCCAUUUGUGAUUUAUUAAGGAAAAUUAUGAGAACGCAAAGUCUAACAUUACAAGCACUAGACAAAGAAAAUGUUAUGUCAUCUCAUUCAAUGUUAGAAAUUAAAGAAUUAAUUGAAGAUAAAGAUUUGAAAGAAAUAACAUUUUUAAGCAAAGAUUUGAUCAAAUUAAGUAAUUUUUGUGAAAAAAAAUGUAUGAUUGGAUUAAAAUGA